CAGUGAGUCACUGAGAGAGACAGAGAGAGAGAAAGCAGACAUCCACCUCUGAAGGACCACCCAGCUCUCUCCCACCUGCGUCACUUGAGAACACUCUGAAAAUCUCUGAGAUAAAACAGCACCGGUCUGAAGACUCUCGGUCGGGAACAACACACGAGGGAUCAACUGAGUGCACAAUUUACUUGAGGGGAAACCUGAUUUCAGACGCUUUAAACUCUGCUGGAUUGUCAGCUGCCUGCACCUGCUUCAGUGAUCUGAGUCUGAGUGCGUGCUGCGAGAUGAUGAGGGGGGAUCUGCUGCAGAGUGUGACCGCAGAUCAGCGGAGGACACACUCAACAGAGAAGAAGCUGGCUGCCUUCUGGGUGUCCCUCUCGCAGCGCACCAGAACCUUUUUCAGACCCAGACAGCGCUGCGGCUUCCACAGGAGUCCAUCUGUAGCAGGGCUGCUAAAGAGUGAAGUGUAAGAGAGUUUGUGUGUGUGUGUGUGUGUGUGUGUGUGUGUGUGUGUGUGUGUGUGUGUGUGUGUGUGAUAUGGGUGGGAGGGGGGUGUUAAGUGUUAGGUUGAUUUGGGAAUAAUUCAGUGCAUCAUUUGUUUUUUUUCCAGUUUUUGUUAUGGGUCGAGAGCAUCAUUUUCAGAGGAAUAACCCAUAAGUAGUAUGUGUGGACGUGUGUGAGCAUGUAUGUCCAGAUAAUAGAGUGACCUCUACAGAUCAAAACCAAAUCUGUUCUCAAAACAAAAUGACACAGACAAAACUGGCAGAGCAAGAGCAGAAAAAAGAGAAAAGCUAGGAAUCAACAGGUGCAGCACCUUCUGCUUCAUCCUCUACAUUGUCUUCAGCAAAGUGGUUCUCCUCUAAGACCUUGUUUGACUGCUUUCAGCUGUCUGAAGCACGGACAUUUGAAUUUGCAGCAGAAGGACUGCUACAUUUCCAGAAGCUGCUCUGAAUAUCAAUCAGACAUUGGCUCCUACAGAAGCACAGUUCUCCACUCUCCCAGUGUGACAUCACAGACCUUUGUGUGCUUUUAUUCCCGUCAUGACAUCAUAGUCUUCCAUCGUUUACUCUUCUAGAAUGCUAUUGCAUAAUGCAGGGACUGAAAUGAGGGACAAAAUCUGCUACGCUCAAUGUAUUGCUUGGCUUCAAGAACUGACUUCAGGUCAAUCUCAGGAGGAUGUCCACAAAACUGACCUUAGGAAUGGACGAUGGUUUUUACACACCUUGAGCUGGAGUUUAGAUAUGUCGGACAGAAACUGAGAGGCUUUACCUGCAAGCUGACGCGCUCAACCGAUGACUACCUUCCAGAGAGUUCUGCGCAAAUCACUGCUCAGGUGCUGCUGCCAUACCUUCUGGCAGGACUCAGUAUGGUGGCUACAGGAAUGAUCAUGGAAACAUUGCAACACUGGGAAAUGUUUAAGGAAAUCUCUGAAGUGUUUAUCUUGGUUCCUGCUCUAGUGGGCUUGAAGGGAAAUCUGGAAAUGACUCUUGCGUCCAGACUCUCAACAGCAGCCAACACAGGCCAGUUAGACAACCCCAAGAAGCUAAUACUAAUUGUGUCCAGCAAUUUGGCCCUAAUCCAGGUGCAGGCUACAGUGGUGGGCUUUCUAGCCACACUGGCUGCAGCAGUGUUGGGUGCAAUCAGUAGGAACAGAGUGGACCUUCAGCAGUCUGCUGUACUGUUGGCCAGUGGAGUGACCACAGCCUUUACUGCUGCUCUUACUUUGGGGCUGGUCAUGGUGGGAGUGAUUACUGGAUCUCGGAAGGUGGGCAUCAACCCUGAUAAUGUGGCCACACCAAUUGCUGCCAGCCUCGGUGACCUCAUGACCCUCUCACUGCUGGCAGGGAUUGGCCGCUUCUUCUUUCAGUUCAAAGAGUUGUGGUGCGUGUCUAUAGUGACAUGUGCCAUAUUCCUCUUACUCAUCCCCAUCUGGUUGGCCAUCGCUCGCCGCAAUCCAGCAAUCAGAGAGGUGCUGAGGUCAGUCUGGCACCCUGUGAUCGCUGCCAUGCUAAUCAGCAGUGCAGGAGGUCUCAUCCUGGAUAAGACUGUAAGCCACCCUCAGUUUGACGGCAUGGCUGUGUUCACACCCAUCAUUAACGGUGUAGGUGGGAAUCUAGUUGGGAUCCAAGCUAGCCGCAUCUCUACCUAUCUGCACUGUGUUAGCCUGCCUGGAAUCUUACCCCACAGCAUGAAAGAGCACUGUCCUCACCCUGGCAGGACCUUCUGCUCCUCAGGAGUGAACUCAACAUCUGCUAGAGUUCUGCUGCUACUGGUGAUUCCAGGCCACCUCUUGUUCCUCUAUACAGUCUACUGGCUGCAGGGUGGCCACUCCACCAUGACCCCUGCUUUCAUCUGCUGCUACCUGUUUGCUGCACUGAUGCAGGUGCUAUUACUGCUCUACGUGGCAGACGUGUUGGUGCGGCUGAUAUGGCGCCGUGGUCUGGACCCUGAUAAUUUCUCCAUCCCCUACCUGACUGCGCUGGGAGACCUGCUGGGUACCAGCCUCCUCGCCCUGACUAUCAGAGUAACCUGACACCAGAAAGGGCAAAAGAGAGAGAGAUUGUUUCCUGAAUGCCAUCAAAUCCAUUGAUUUCAGGUGUUCCGAUUCUAAUGCGUAGUGCAUAUGUGAGUGAAUAAAAGACGGAGACAGAGACAUAAAUAAGAAAUACUACAUUUGAUUGAAUGAAAAAUCUGAAACAGGAAUGCAAUAAGAAUCCUUCUUCCACCUCAUCGACCUCCAUGAAUCUUCACUUCCAUGUCUAAUUCAGUAUCAAAUAGAGUUCAAUUAUUAUUGGUUAAAUUAUUAUUAUUAUUAUUAUUACUACUACUUCUACAGUACUUAUUAAUUACUUUAGUGGAAAAUUCUAGUUCUUAUUGCUACUGUUUUCUAUAACUACAAAGUAUGCUGACAGUGCCGUUACAAUGUACAGUUGUGAAACAGCCAGUUUUGAGUCAUAUAAAGCGCAUUCCCUAAAUAAUUAUGAAGUGACAUCAUUUUGUUUUGGCUCUCCACUGAUUUGAAAUGGAAUGAAUAGAAUGAAUGUCAUUCCAUUCGUUUUACUUCAGUAGUCCUUGAACCUCUUUAUCUACAAGCUGAAGAGAGUCCAUCAUACUCUAUUAGAAACAACUAGACAUACAUGGACUGUCCCACAGUUAAAAAUGGGUUUCUCUGUGGAUUGAAAUGAUCAUUUUGGCAUCCAAUAUUUUGGUAUACCAAAUCAUUUGUUCUUUGGAAACCAAGCAACUCAUUCCCAGCUAAACACAUUUACCCAACUGUUGAUUAUGACAUACCUAAUGAACCUUUAUCUCAGAGUUUGUUUUUUUUUUUUGGCUAAAUAUCUAAUUCCUUUGGUCUCCUCCUUUUAAAUCCAUCCCACAGGCUUACAGAGCCAAAGCACACAAAAAUGGUUCAUUUCUCACUGUCUGCACUGUAUCAAUGCCAUUAUUAGUGUUCAGCAGCAGCUAUUUACUGGAAAUGAACUCCAAAAGUGACAGAUAAGGCCUCUCACCAUGGCAGUGAAGGCAAUCAAGGAUGAAAAAUGAAUCACAUAGGGUUAGCAUCAUAGUCUGUAUGUUAGCUCUACUGUAAAUGUUAGACAGUAACCUGGCUAAACUGUAAGAAAAACAAAUGCUUCUAUCGCUAAGGCAAUGUAAGUAUGUUUUACUAGUUAUAACAGUCAUAAGACAGCACUGUUCUUACUAGCAUGUAGCCUGCUAACAACAAGUGUACUUUUACUUUAUACUAAUAGGGAAAAUUGUUUUAAUGGUGUGCCUUUUUUCUGAUUUGUAUAAGUGAUGUCAGAGAAGCUACUCACUACAGUGCACUGUGAUGUAUUAACUGUACAAAUUAAGUUGCCUACACUUGCUGUCAUAGCCUAUGCAAUGGAGAUGACUGAGUUAAUCUAUAUUUUAUACAUAUAAAUAUAUCUGCUCUAUAUGCUGCUGUCUUACACCAUCUCGGCAGAUGUAGUUUUUCAUGGUCAACGUAUUCAAUAAAAAAUGUUUAAAGUUGUUAAGCUCACUGAAA
Pygocentrus nattereri (red-bellied piranha) is the source of this 4021-nucleotide messenger RNA. Its product is annotated as solute carrier family 41 member 3-like. The transcript has 10 exons. Gene Ontology annotation, biological process: monoatomic cation transport. Gene Ontology annotation, molecular function: monoatomic cation transmembrane transporter activity. The coding region runs from base 1202 to 2527 and encodes 441 amino acids. NCBI's taxonomy places the organism in Eukaryota, Metazoa, Chordata, Actinopteri, Characiformes, Serrasalmidae. The record is from RefSeq and is a predicted model, not a curated record. Gene Ontology annotation, cellular component: plasma membrane.